This is a messenger RNA of Lonchura striata (white-rumped munia), 1495 nucleotides long. It is a transcript of the gene KRAS, whose product is annotated as KRas proto-oncogene, GTPase. NCBI's taxonomy places the organism in Eukaryota, Metazoa, Chordata, Aves, Passeriformes, Estrildidae. Gene Ontology annotation, cellular component: membrane. The record is from RefSeq and is a predicted model, not a curated record. Gene Ontology annotation, molecular function: GTPase activity; GTP binding. Gene Ontology annotation, biological process: signal transduction.
CUCCCUGGGCAGCGCCCGCCCAGCCCUGCCCGUCCCCCGCCAUUUCGCACCGGGACGGGAAGGGAAGGGACCCGGAGCGGGAAGGGAAAGCUGAGGGGAGGAAGGGACGCGACUCGGGCACGGCGGGUGCCGGGAGCUCCCGCGGCACGGCCAGCCAGGGAGGGAGCUGCUUCCCGGUAAUAGUAGAGGAUCCUGACGCUGAAUGAGAAAGCACCGGCAGCAUCCUCGUUGCCCAGCUCUGCUUAAUGUUGGUUUCUUUGUCAUCAGGUCUGCUAAAAAAUGACAGAGUAUAAACUUGUGGUGGUUGGAGCUGGUGGUGUAGGCAAGAGCGCCUUGACAAUACAGCUAAUCCAGAAUCACUUUGUGGAUGAAUAUGACCCCACAAUAGAGGAUUCCUACAGGAAGCAAGUAGUAAUUGAUGGAGAAACCUGUCUCUUGGAUAUUCUUGAUACAGCAGGUCAAGAAGAAUACAGUGCAAUGAGGGACCAAUAUAUGAGAACAGGGGAAGGCUUCCUGUGUGUGUUUGCCAUAAACAAUACAAAGUCUUUUGAAGAUAUUCACCAUUAUAGGGAACAAAUAAAGAGAGUUAAAGACUCAGAAGAUGUCCCGAUGGUGCUAGUAGGAAACAAAUGUGAUUUGCCUUCCAGAACAGUAGACACAAAACAAGCUCAGGAUUUAGCAAGAAGUUAUGGAAUUCCUUUCAUUGAAACAUCAGCAAAGACAAGACAGGGUGUUGAUGAUGCCUUCUACACAUUAGUUCGAGAAAUCAGAAAACAUAAAGAGAAGAUGAGCAAAGAUGGUAAAAAGAAGAAAAAGAAGACAAAGACAAAGUGUAUAAUUAUGUAAAUACAAUUUAUCCUUAUUCUUAAGAAGUACUGAAGUAAUUUUGUACAUUACACUAAAUUAUUAGCAUUUGUUUUAGCAUUACUUUACUUUCUGCUUCAUGAUCCUGUUAGCUUUACCUGAAUGCUUGUUUUAAAUGACAGUGGAAACUUCAUUCCUCUUAAAGUGCCAGUAUUCUUUGACUGUUGGUUCUUGAACUAGCAUUGCCUAUGAAAAGAAAAAAAAAAAAAACAACAAAACCCCAAAACAAACAAAAAAAACCCACAAAAAAAACCUGAGAACUAGGACUCUUUGGUGCAUGCACAGUUGCUAACUUCCUAUUUUUCUUACUGAUUGUGAACUUCUGUGUGCAAAGCAAACAAAUGAUGCUCUACACAUUUUAACAUCCCCUCUGAAUUUUUGGGUUUAUAAAUUUGGUUGGGAAAAAGGAUUAUUUAGCAAAAGAAACUUUCAUUUCAGCCUUUCCUUUAUUUUAGACUAAUUGCAAUAGAGACCAGAAGCCUUUAUAGUCUUCCUGUAGAUUUUGCUUCUAGGCAUCUAGUCUUGUAGCAUUUCAGAUCAACUUUAAUGAAUGUAAAGAGAAAACUUUCAAAAAAAUUUCACUGCAAUUUGUCACAGUCACUUCUUAAAUACUCUAUUUUUUCUAUAAAAA